Messenger RNA from Sodiomyces alkalinus F11, 1284 nucleotides. Its product is annotated as NUC189-domain-containing protein. NCBI's taxonomy places the organism in Eukaryota, Fungi, Ascomycota, Sordariomycetes, Glomerellales, Plectosphaerellaceae. Gene Ontology annotation, biological process: maturation of SSU-rRNA from tricistronic rRNA transcript (SSU-rRNA, 5.8S rRNA, LSU-rRNA). The record is from RefSeq and is a predicted model, not a curated record. The transcript has a single exon. Gene Ontology annotation, cellular component: nucleolus. The coding region runs from base 1 to 1284 and encodes 427 amino acids.
AUGUCUACCAAAAGAAAAGCGCCGGCGAGGUUCGCCCCUCCUACUGUCAAAUCAUCCAUCAAAGUCUCCACCAAAGCAGCCAUUGACGAGUCUCGCACCGCCGUCUCUGCGACCGAUGCUCUUCAAUCUGCGGUGAAACAGAUCCCAGAGACAAUCGACAUCUCCUCCGACUCAAAUAGCGACGAUGCUCUGUCAGACGAAGAAGCCGAUUCGGACGAUGAUGCCAUGAACGGCGUGGAGGCCACAGAACCCUCCCAGAAGAACAAGUCAUUACAACUACCGCCCAGCCAAGCCAAUGGCGACGGUACAUCUCACCUCCUCUCACAUGACCAGACCUCUCCCAAUGCCGAUGCCGCCCCCGAAUCAGACGCUGAAGCGACUUCCCCUUCCUUCGGUGAGCUGCUGCGCGGCACCAUCGACGUCCCUGCCAUCCUCUCUCAGCAGCAGCCCGACGGCGCAUCCAGCAAAACCGUCACGCAGACCUCCCGCAACCUCGCGCCUCCUUCCCUCUCCUCCCUCAGCACCGUCCUCACGCAAGCCCUGCGAACCGAAGACACCGAGCUCCUCGAGUCCUGCCUCGAGGUCAACAACGUCGAAUCCGUACAGCAGACCAUCGAGCGCCUCGACAGCAGCCUGGCCGGCGUUCUGCUCACCAAGCUCGCCACUAGAUUCCACCGCCGGCCGGGACGCGUCGGAAGCCUCAUGAUAUGGGUCAAAUGGACCCUCGUCGCCCACGGCGGCGCACUCGCCGUCCAACCGAAGGUGCUGGACCGGCUCGUCGGUUUGCAAAAGGUGCUCAACGAGCGAUCGCGGGGCCUGCCGAGUCUUCUGGCGCUCAAGGGCAAGCUGGACAUGCUGGAUGCGCAGAUGCAGCUCAGGCAAAACCGCCAGCGGAGGAGAGGCAUCGAGGCGGGGGAUAGCGAGGACGAGGAAGGUGCCGUCUAUGUCGAAGGUGAAGAGGAGGAGAAGGAGGAGGAGGAGGACAGGAGCGCGAUACUCCGUUCGAGGGGAAUUGGCGGCAUCGACGACGACGAGGAUGGCGCGCCUGUGACGAAUGUUUUCGUCGGCGAGUCUGACGUGGACGAUGACGAUGACAGCGUGGUGGUGGAGGAGGAGGGCGCCGACGACGACGGCGAGGACGAGGGAGACGAGCCGCUGGACGAGGACGAUGUGGAUCACGACGAUGUGGAGGAUUCUGCGGACGAAGACGAUGACAGCGAUGCCGAGGCAGCACCGCCCGCCAAGUUGCAGAAGGUCACUCGUUCCUUCGGGAAGAAGCGUUAA